Durusdinium trenchii is the source of this 987-nucleotide messenger RNA. The record is from the annotation of a GenBank genome assembly. NCBI's taxonomy places the organism in Eukaryota, Dinophyceae, Suessiales, Symbiodiniaceae.
CCAAUUUGUGUUUUCGAACCAUGCCGGUGCCCACGGGUGGUCGCAGUGAGUAUGAGAAGACCCUGAGCUCGGAACUGCAGAAGCUCCAUGCUGUCUUUUUGGAGCAACAUCAGAAAGAUGUCGAGAUGAAGGUGAAGAAGGCAGCCGCCAAAGCCUUGCGAGGGCUAAGCCGGGAGGCAGCGACGUCCGGUUCAACAGCGGAGGAACGUCCACCUAAGACUUUGGAAGAGAUCGACAACUCUGUCCAUGAGGCAGAUUUUGAUGAGUCGUUGACAUGUCAGAAGUGGUUGGAAUUCUCUGAGAAGCUUCUGGAGCUGGAGUCUUCCUCGGUGACUCAAGUGGAUGAGCCCAUUGUGGAGGAAGAUUUGCAGAUGCGGGCCUCCUGGAAAAUCUCCUGGCAGGAAGCGUCCACAAUUCAUCGGAACCGCAAUUUCUUACCCUCGACACGGAGCAAGUCCUACAGUUUGAGGAUGAAUGAGGUGAUUCGAGACUACACAUGCAUUGGUCGGAUGGUUUUGCCACCGCGUAGCAAGCAGCAGAUGGUGUGGACCUUUUUCGGCACCAUGCUAAUCCUUUGGGAUUUGAUCACUAUCCCCUUGGAGUUCUUUGCUUUGGGGCCCUACACCACAGAUGUCUUGGGCGUGAUGGGCCGGCUCUCAAUGGCUUUCUGGAUGAUUGACAUGCCGAUGAACCUGUUCUUCGGCAUCGAGAAACAGGGGAGAACCGAGAUGAGAGUGAUUGAACUGGCACGUGCCUACUUGCGUUCCUACUUCGUGCUAGACGUGUUGGUCGUCUCCAUUGAUAUCGCUCUUUUGCUGGUGGAAAUUCUCGGGGAGGACGCAGACGGUGGCUUUCGCUCCGCACGGUUCCUCCGUACGAUGCGGCUGCUGCGGCUUUUACGUCUCUUGCGUGCGGUGAAGCUGCAGCAGGAGCUCACCCUCUUGGCAAACCGCUUUCUGUCGGUUCAUGUCUUCAUGGUGGCCAAGG